Messenger RNA from Zeugodacus cucurbitae (melon fly), 3644 nucleotides. RefSeq names its product run domain Beclin-1-interacting and cysteine-rich domain-containing protein (gene Rubicon). Gene Ontology annotation, molecular function: phosphatidylinositol phosphate binding. Lineage: Eukaryota; Metazoa; Arthropoda; Insecta; Diptera; Tephritidae. The coding region runs from base 116 to 3238 and encodes 1040 amino acids. Gene Ontology annotation, cellular component: intracellular membrane-bounded organelle. The transcript is spliced from 10 exons. The record is from RefSeq and is a predicted model, not a curated record.
UAUUAUUAUUGCAUUCCUAUAAACAACGUAAAAAUGCUAUAGUUAAUUGUAUACAUAGAGUGAUAAAAUGACUUUUAUAACAAAUAUUUUAUUUUAAAAUGCAUAAAUAAACAAAAUGUCAACAUUUUGUGUGAAAAAUAACAGUGUCAAAAUGGAUCUACCAGUCCUAUUGGCAAAUUUAAAAAAAUCUUGUGGAUUAUGGUUCCUAAACGAACAACCUACAUCAGUCUUACUAAAUAAUGAAAACACCAACCUUUCCUCAUAUGGAAACAUAACAACAGCCACUGUGGAGAUAUUGCGUCAUGGACUCCGAACAAAAUCAGAAAAUACCAUCCUGGUGGGCAGUAUCCCAGCAAUUGGUUUAUCAAGUGAAAACAUUUGCAAUGAAGACACCGACUGGCUUAAAAAGAUUGUGGAUGAUUUUGAAUGGGUUUGUAGGUCAGCCCAGAUUCGUGACUCACUUGUAGCAGAUUUCACAUCACAACUGCCAGCAUAUGGGAGCAUAAAUCAAAUCGAGUCGUCAACAUCUGCAGUUAAUGAGAGUGAAGAGUAUUUCAUUGAAAGAUUCCUUCGUACCUGGGUACUACGAAAUCUACAGUCGAAUUGCUUAAGUGUUUGUUUACAAGUUUUGGUGGCAGAAAAGGAGUUGCUCAAUACAUACUACACGGAAGAAGCAUUUCUGAGAAACGAGGCUUAUUCAACAGCACUUUUUAUUUGUUUAUCAGCUGUGGAAUUGAAUCAAUACAGUCUGUUGAGUCAAAUAGAUACAAAGCUGUACAGCCCAAAAUCAGCUACGCGUGCUUUGACAACUACAACGGCCACCAAACACAGGCGAACCACUUCACAUCCCGAAUUUUCAAUUUCUCCACCUAAGAAUACCAAUAUUCUGAAGACUAGAGAAAGAUAUCAGGCAACCAAAGUGGAAAAAGAAGUCCCAAAAAAUGAUUUAGAUAAAAUGACUGAUUUAACAGACACUUCAUCCAAUGCGCGAGCGCCUGCUUUGCUAACAUUUCGUAAGACCAAAAGCCUUCCAACAUUAGAACACAAACCGUACGUCUCCUUUGGAUUAUUUUUUGAUGAACAGCCUAGACCUCGUUCUAAAACCAUGGCUAUAAAGACGCGAAAUUGUUUAGGAAAAGAAAAUAGGCAACCAUUUUCAAGUGAAUUUAAUGCAGAGUCUACACUUAUCGAGACGCCAAAAAUAAAUAAUAGCAGUAGUUCUUGUUAUUCCAAUUCAAAUACUACUAACAACACAACAACCACAUCAGGUUCAUCGUAUUCUGAUUGCGAUAUCACCAACCUCGAGCUGCCUACGUCGAAUCGGCAAAACCAACAGCAGGCGUUUGCUUCGGCGAAAACAAGUCAGCGAUCUCCUAAUUCGUCUUCCUCAACACGUACGACUUCCAUUUCGUCGCUAAAUUCGACACCUGCAUGUCGCAUAGAAUUAAUUAAUUGUGAUGAUAUCAAAAUCUGGACGGACCAGGCUUAUGAACAAACUCGAACCCAGCAGAGUAGUUUUAAUCAGGAAAUCCCAACAACCGUGCCGUGUACGAUACCGCAAGGUUUUGCACCACUAAAACAGAAAGCGAAAAGUGCAAGUCCUUUAGGCAGUUUCCUAUGCAAUCUGUUCAGCACUCCUCCCACAUAUACGCAUUGGUCCAUAUCCAACCAAAAUGAUAACAGUUAUGCUAGCAAUUUAGAUGAGAGCGAAAGUAAUGCUUUAUCCGCGGUAACUGCCUUUCCUUGCAAUUCGAAGCAGCAUGCAGAUAAUUCGACAAUCUCCUCUGGUGUCUUCGAUGCGUUUAUGCCGGUUUAUGGCAAAAAGUUGCGUUCACGACACUCACAAAACUUGUUUGAGGAUGGCAUAAGUACGCUCGAUUAUAAAACGCAAGCGAAUGAAACGCCAACGGAGCUAACAGUAGAAAGCGGGGCGAAAGUGGCUGAAAAAUCGAAACCAUUGCCAAAGUGUGAACAAAGCUUAACGGACUUUUUACAAACUUCGCAAAUGUCGCGAAACAACACUGAUUUGGAAAAAGAAAAUGCACAUUUUCGUGUAUCGGAAGCGAUAAUCUCGGCAAUCGAACAUAUAAAGUGGGAUAACAGCAUGGACCCUGAGAAAAAGUGGCAUCGUAGAAAAGAAACGAGUCAGUCAUCAAGUGCUGUAAUCGCCACGGAUUGCCUGACCAAUGAAAAUACCAGUAGUCGUACACAUAAAACUGAUACUACUCCCGAUGAAGCCAGCGAACAUAUUCCCUACGCAGAAUUAGACGAGAAUUGCUUAGAUUCACUGUCUGCUGAAGUUGUUGGGCUCUCACUUAUUUCCAAAUUUAACGAUAAACAUCUGCCAAAAGUGUCCGAGUUGAAGUGGUUGGUUUCAGAGGAAGAUACACCACAACAACUCUUGCCAAUGCCUGAUAAUAGUCCUACCUCGAAUCCCGAUGAAAAUGUCAUACGCCCAAUUACACGCGGCACACGUUAUUGGGCGCCACCACGUCAACAGAUCAUCUUUACGGAUCAUCCCACAAUGAAUCGCAAAGAGCUAAUACAAAAACAAAACAAUCGUUGUGCGGGUUGUGGCAUGCGAGUUUCUCGGCAAUAUAUCAAUAGUUUUCGCUAUUGCACGUAUCUCGGUAAAUAUCAUUGCACUGGAUGUCAUCGCAAUCAAAUUUCACCAAUUCCCGCCAAAAUUUUACAAUCUUGGGAUUUCAAAAGCUAUCCGGUUAGCGUUUUCUCCUACCGCUUAUUGGAUCAGAUGUAUACGUAUCCGCUGUUUUAUGUGCCCGACUUGAAUCCUGCGCUUUAUAUAAACAAUAAAACACUUUUAUCCGCACGCAAGAAGCGUGUGCACUUGAAGUUCGUUAAAGAUUUUGUGAAGACUUGUCGCUUUGCGGUCAGAGAGCAAGUUUACUUCGAAAGCAUACCAGAGCAUAUUGCCAACGAUCCGGAUAUUUGGUCAUUGUCAGAUUUCAUUGAUGUCCGCAACAAGAGUAUGCAACACUCAAUCGAUGAACUCAUUGAAAAGUGCGAACAUCACAUUUUCAAUUGUGUGCUCUGUACAGCCCGUGGCUUCCAUUGUGAGUAUUGCCAGAAGGAUCAAGUGAUAUAUCCAUGGCAACAAAAUGUGUUUCGUUGUGAUCGUUGCGGUGCUUGCUUCCAUUUAAGCUGCUGGAAGCUGAUGUCCAAUACGUGUUGCAGAUGCCAAAGAAUUAGCAAAAGACAAGAGAUUGCGGUUACUUGAAAUGUAAUGCGGCAAUGUUCGUCGCAGAAAAUCCAAAUGUACCUUAACUCGAAUUCGAAUAGAACGCAAACGCGUGUACCGCUAAAACUAGUAUGCGCGUCUAAAUAUUUAGAUAUUAUUGAUAGUUGAGUUUGACUUGUAAAUAAUGCUAGCCGAAUAGUGAAAAUUGUACAGAAAAUUGUUAAUUUUUUUUUUUUGAAACUCAAAUUGGAGACAUCAUUUUUUGUUUGUGCUCUCUUUAUCAUUAUUACAUUUAUAUUUGUUAUACUUUGUACCGAAAUGUACAACAACAAAGCAAGUUUAAUGGUGUCCUAUAGCAGGAGAAUUAUUUAUUGUUACAAUCAAAGUGAAAUAUUUUAAAAUUAAUAAUUAUUUAAUGGUUAAAAAAUCUCUCAAAACAGCUACU